Papaver somniferum (opium poppy) is the source of this 1530-nucleotide messenger RNA. Its product is annotated as cytochrome P450 711A1-like. Gene Ontology annotation, molecular function: heme binding; oxidoreductase activity, acting on paired donors, with incorporation or reduction of molecular oxygen; iron ion binding. The record is from RefSeq and is a predicted model, not a curated record. Bases 1 to 1530 code for a protein of 509 amino acids. NCBI's taxonomy places the organism in Eukaryota, Viridiplantae, Streptophyta, Magnoliopsida, Ranunculales, Papaveraceae. The transcript has 5 exons.
AUGGUAGUUGCUAUGUUGAUGUACCUUUAUGCACCUUAUUGGCGAGUUAGAAAGGUGCCUGGUCCUCCAACAAUUCCACUCAUUGGGCACCUUCACUUACUUACCAAGCAUGGUCCUGAUGUUUUCUCUCUGCUUGCCAAAAAAUAUGGCCCUUUUUAUAGGUUUCACAUGGGUAGGAAACCCCUGAUAAUUAUAGGCGAUGCAGAAUUAUGUAGAGAAGUUUGCAUAAAGAAAUUCAAGGAUAUACCUAAUCGAAGUAUUCCCUCUCCUAUGUCUGGGCACAUGAUCCACCUAAAGGGCCUUUUCUUUACAGGUGGUACCCGGUGGUCUACAAUGAAAAACUCCAUAAUAUCAAUGUAUCAGCCUUCCCAUAUUUCGAGUCUUUUACCAAUGAUGCAAUCUGUUAUCGAGUCUGCAGCUCAACAUCUUCCUAAAUCUGAAGAAGAAGACAUCAUGUUUUCUCACUUCGCUCUCAGAUUAGCAUCAGAUAUUAUUGGUGUAGCCUCAUUUGGUUUUGAUUUUGGUCUCACAAAAAAAACCUCACUCGAUGUUUCCACCAUCAACAACAACGAUCAAGAAAAUGACAUGGUAGUCACAGAUUUCGUCAAGCAACAUAUAUAUUCCACCACUAAACUUAAGAUGGACCUCAACGGUUCAUUCUCAGUAAUACUCGGAAUAAUAUGUCCUAUACUUCAACGCCCAUUUCAAGCAAUAUGGGAAAGAAUUCCAGGAACAAUGGAUUGGAGAACAAAGAAAUCUAAGAAGAAUUUGGUAAGUAAGCUGGAGCAGGUAGUUAAGCAAAGAGAAGACAAUAAAGACCGAGGGUCAAAAGAUUUCUUAUCGCUCGUGUUAAAUGCUAGGGAAUCAGAUGAUAAAAGGUUAAAAAAUGUCUUUACUUCCGAUUAUGUUAGUGUACUUGCAUAUGAACAAUUACUUGCCGGGUCUACUACAAUUGCUUUCACUUUAUCAGCGGUACUUUACCUUGUGGCUGACCAUCCUGAAGUAGAGAAGAAGUUGAUAGAAGAAAUUGAUGGCUUUGGUGGACAUGGUUUGAUACCAACAGUUGAUGAUCUUCAAAAUAAAUUUUCGUACCUCGAUCAAGUGAUAAAGGAAUCAAUGAGGUUCUACCCGUCAUCCCCCCUUAUCGCAAGAGAAGCAUCAAAACAAGUGGAGAUAGGAGGAUAUGUUCUUCCAGAGGGUACAUGGAUCUGGUUCUCACCUGGGAUCCUAGCCAAAGACCCUAAGAAUUUUCCAGAACCAGACAAGUUCCGUCUAGAGAGAUUUGACCCAGACUGUGAGGAAGAGAAACAAAGACAUCCAUAUGCUUUGAUUCCGUUUGGACUUGGACCGCGACAAUGUAUUGGAGUGAAAUUUUCCAUGCAAGAGAUGAAGCUGACGCUAAUUCAUCUUUACCAAAGAUAUUUGUUUAAACAUUCUCCAAAUAUGGAAAGACCUGUUACUCUGGAGUAUGGAAUCAUUCUCAACUUUAAGUAUGGAGUCAAGUUGAGAGUAAUUAAAAGAAGAACUUAG